AAAUAAAGAGAAAAGGAUUAAAUAUGCGAUAUAAGAAACACCAUAAAGACAGUGAGAGCACUGAAGAAGAAUCUCCAACAAAGAAACCUAAGGUUACAGUGAACAAAUUAGUGAAACCAAAGGUAGAGAAAGAUGUCAAGGUUAAAAGACCAAGAAAAAAGAAAGUUACAAGGACAACAUUGAAAGCUGAAUUUAUUGAAGAACCAGAUAUAAAUGGAUCAUUAAAGAUAAAGGAAGAAAUCUCGAUAGAGUAUCAACCUGUGAUGUCUGAAGUCAAACAGGAACCAUCUAAGAGUAACUUUGACAGUUCUACAUCACAAUCUGAUGCCUCAGAAAUUCUUACAAAUCAUCUGGUUGAAAAACUAAGUAGAGUUAAAGCCAAGUUAGAAGGUGAAAAGAAAAAAGGGAGACAACCUGUCAAACAAACAAAAAAGAGCAUUUCUAAACUAAUGAGAAGGAGAUAG
Molecule: messenger RNA, 464 nt
Organism: Lottia gigantea (owl limpet)
Lineage: Eukaryota; Metazoa; Mollusca; Gastropoda; Lottiidae
Exons: 2
Source: RefSeq, a predicted model, not a curated record